Zygotorulaspora mrakii is the source of this 903-nucleotide messenger RNA. It is a transcript of the gene MOT3, whose product is annotated as Mot3p. Gene Ontology annotation, biological process: regulation of transcription by RNA polymerase II. Gene Ontology annotation, molecular function: DNA-binding transcription factor activity, RNA polymerase II-specific; RNA polymerase II cis-regulatory region sequence-specific DNA binding. Lineage: Eukaryota; Fungi; Ascomycota; Saccharomycetes; Saccharomycetales; Saccharomycetaceae. The transcript has a single exon. The coding region runs from base 1 to 903 and encodes 300 amino acids. The record is from RefSeq and is a predicted model, not a curated record.
AUGAUGAUGAUGAACUGGAACCAUGAACAACAACAGCAGCAGCACUUUCCCAUCCACCAGCCGAUGCUCUCCGCGCAGCAGCAGCAGCAGCAACAGCAGCAGCAGCAGCAGCAGCAACAACAGCCGGCACAGCCUUCUGCUCCACCGCCUCCACAGACUCAGGAAGGCGCUUUUUUUUUCCCACAACAGCAUCCUCCACAACAACUGCCGUCACAACGACAUCAAGCACUGCCGUCGUACCAAUACUUUCUUAGUCAAACUCGUUCGUCUCCGCAAAAUCGGUCUUCAUCGACAGAGGGGCCACAGCAACAACAGCAACAGCAGCAACAGCAGCAACAGCAGCAACAUCCCAAGUUACAACCGUUUUUGCCUGGUUUAUCACAAGCCCGAAAUACUAGUGUAAUAAACACCCAGACGAAUACAAUCGUUGACAAUACUGCAACCACUGUAAGAACAAAUCCGACUGAUGAAAACAGUCAAAGCAAAAAUUCAAGCGUAGAUUCUUCAACGACAUCAUCAAAAUUCCUAAAUAUUAAGUCUGAUAAUAGAGCUACGUCGGUUGAUGAAGAAUCACUCAUACAUAAAUGCCACCUUUGCGAAAAAUCUUUCAAAAGAAAAUCAUGGUUAAAGAGACACCUAUUAUCACAUUCUCCAAGGCGACAUUUUCAAUGCCCCUGGUGUUUAAGUAAGCAUAAGAGGAAGGACAAUUUAUUGCAGCAUAUGAAAUUAAAGCAUACCGAUUACGUAUUAAGGGAAUUAAAACGCAACGAUAUUUCUUUCAGUCCUCCAUCAGACACAACCAAUGAAAAUAUUAGAACUUUACUUUGCGAAGGUAGGCUAAAUAAAGACGAAGUCAAAAAGGUUUUAAAUUUAUUGAUUGAUAAACACAAUGAUGAGACUUGA